Molecule: messenger RNA, 1822 nt
Organism: Mercurialis annua (annual mercury)
Lineage: Eukaryota; Viridiplantae; Streptophyta; Magnoliopsida; Malpighiales; Euphorbiaceae
Product: probable WRKY transcription factor 39
Exons: 3
Coding region: 564-1598 (344 amino acids)
Biological process (GO): regulation of DNA-templated transcription
Molecular function (GO): sequence-specific DNA binding; DNA-binding transcription factor activity
Source: RefSeq, a predicted model, not a curated record
UACUUUUUUUUUUUUUUUGCUUUCUUUACUUUAAUUUGUUUGCAUUUCUUUUCUUUUCUAGUUUGAUGAUUAGUUUAUGUAGUUUUCGAGUUAAAGAGAGACUUUGUUUUCUUUUGGGUCACAUUUUACCAAAAUCCAAGAAAUAGUUUAAAGCUUCACUCUUCAUUUUCACACCAUAGUGUGUUUAUGUCACUACAGUUUUUAUAUGUAUGAAUUAUGAUCUCACUCAUCAAAUUAAACAACGUUUGUUUGAUUAUGUUUUUGUCAUUGAUGUCUGUUCUUUAUUUUAGCCAAGUUUAGUUUUUUUUUAGUUUUACUAUAAAUAAGCUCUUGGAAACAAAAAAAGGCUAAAUUUUUCAGUAUCAAGCUUUAAACAACUUUCUAAUAAUGCAUCAAUUUUAAGUUUUGAGCCUCACCCAUUUAAAAUUAUGCCAUUUAUGGAAUUGGGUAGUUUCUGGUUUGCUUUUUAGUGAUAGUUAAACUAUUUUUCAUGAUGCAUUUGUUAUUGAGGCAUUAAGGGUUUGGUUUGUAAACUUGUUUGAAUUUUGGACCUUUUGGCUGCUAUGGAAAAGAUUGAGGAGGCAAAUAAGGCCGCAAUUGAGAGCUGCCAUAGAGUUAUUGGGCUUCUGUGUCAACCUAGGAAUCAAACUCAGUCUAAGAAUUUGAUGAUGGAAACUGGAGAGGCUGUGUGUAAGUUUAAAAGAGUUGUGUCUCUUUUAAGUAAUAGUUUAGGUCAUGGAAAAGUGAAAAAGAUGAGCAAAUUUAGAUCAUCUUUGCCUCAGAAUUUGUUUUUAGAUAGUCCUAAUUGUAGAACAAUUUUGGCACCUAAACCCCUGCAAAUGAUUCCUGCUAAUUUUCUUGAAAAUCCCAAUUUUCAAAUGGAGUCAUCAAAGUCUAAAUCUUUUGUUGAAAAUCCAGUUCUUGAAAUGAACUUAAAUGUUAGGAAUUCUCUUCAAAUUCCCCAAAUAAAACCAUCUCAGCCGUUCAAUUUUCUCCAACAACAGCAGCAAAUACAGAGGAUACAGUUUCAGCAGCAGCAGCAAAUGAGGUAUCAAGCUGAUAUGAUCUAUUCCAGGAGUAAUAGUGGAGUUAACCUUAGAUUUGAUGGCUCCAAUUGCACUCCAGCAAUCUCAACUUCAGGAUCGUAUAUGUCAUCUUUAAGCAUGGAUGGUGGUACUGUGACUAAUUUUGAUGGAGAUUCUUCAUUCCAUUUGAUUGGUGUACCUCAGUCGUCCAAUCAAACGAGACGGAGGUGUUCCGGUAGAGGAGAAGAUGGUAAUGUCAAAUGUGGCAGUACCGGUAAAUGUCAUUGUUCGAAGAGAAGGAAAUUGAGGGUAAAGAGAUCGAUUAAGGUUCCUGCUAUUAGUAACAAGGUGGCAGAUAUUCCUUCUGAUGAGUAUUCAUGGAGAAAAUAUGGGCAAAAGCCUAUUAAGGGCUCUCCACAUCCUAGGGGAUACUACAAAUGUAGCAGCCUGAGAGGUUGUCCAGCAAGGAAGCAUGUCGAGAGAUGCCUAGAAGAUCCUUCGAUGCUAAUUGUCACUUACGAAGGUGAGCAUAAUCAUUCCAGAUUGCUGUUGACACAAUCCACCCAUACAUAAAAUUUCGAUCAAUCUCAGUCGAGCAAAGCUGGAAGCCUGUGUCUAUUGUGAAUUACUACUGUACAUAUAAAAUGUGGAUGUGGUUCGAGCCCGAGACUUGAUUUUUCGGAGAAGAUUUACGGUUAAAUGACAGGAGUUAGUCCGGUUAGAGCUCGUUCUAUAUGGAAUAGGGAAUUAAAAUUGUAAACCUAUUUCCUUAUAUAUUGAAGAUUUUGUUCUUUUCA